This is a messenger RNA of Mastomys coucha (southern multimammate mouse), 2648 nucleotides long. Its product is annotated as polycomb complex protein BMI-1-like. Bases 1236 to 2648 code for a protein of 470 amino acids. The record is from RefSeq and is a predicted model, not a curated record. Lineage: Eukaryota; Metazoa; Chordata; Mammalia; Rodentia; Muridae. Gene Ontology annotation, cellular component: PRC1 complex. Gene Ontology annotation, biological process: negative regulation of transcription by RNA polymerase II. Gene Ontology annotation, molecular function: promoter-specific chromatin binding. The transcript is spliced from 12 exons.
UGUGAAUUCCAGUUUAAGGUGAAUUUGAGAGGCUUUGGUCAAGUCCAUGUGACUGAAGUGUUGGAAGAGCACUAACUCGAGGUCACCUUGUGCUGAGGCUUGACUGCUCUUUGAGUCAGUCUUUGCACUUACAUAGUAGAAAGUAGCAUGGAGAGGAGUGGGAGGAGUGGGCAAGGCAGAGAGAGCCCUUCGGUGUGUAAGUAUUGGAUAUGGUUUCUUUCAUAGGCAGAACAUCAACCUUGCUCUGUUUAGGAAAGAACCUGUGGUUUCACAGAAGGGUUGUCUUAAUCACUAAGUAUGGUUGAAUUUACAUCUUGCUCCUUUUUGGAGGCAUAAUUUCAUUGACACCUCCUCAACUGCUUUACUUAGAUGGAUGCUGUUUGCUGACAGAAUUCCAAACAAUCCAAAGCGGCUCUCUGAUUGAAGGCAUUGGCUGCUCCUGAGUCACUGUAGAGAGGCUUGUUUUGGGUUUGGACCAUCUUUAGUAUCCAUCCCGGUUAAUUCCAGCCAUUGGGGUAUGCUGGUUGGUAAUUCCCUCUUCUGUAUGAAAUUUCCCUUAGAAUUAAAGUCCCAGGUGCAUUUUAUUGCAAAUUAGGCAAGUUCCUAGAUUUUCCUUACAGUCAGCUUUGAGGCUUUACUUCAGUCAGGUGUAGGAGGUCAGUCUAGGUUAGAUUCUGUAAUGAAUAAAAGGGUAGUAAUGGAGGGACAUCCCACAUAGGUGACUGACUUCCCUGAGUACUUUCUGGUGUGGUUGCUGAGAGGUCUCAGCUGAGUUUCUAAAAUGUAUCUGUUGGGAUUAUCAUCUGUUGGAUGUAUCUUGUGAGUAUUGUAUGGAAGUUAGGUGAGAAAAGACACUCCCCCCCACCCCACCCCCGAAAUCUUUACUCUGCAUUUGGCUUUGGGGAUGGGCUGGUCUCAUGGCUCUUUGUACCUUGUCACUAUACCACCCACUAAAGUAGUUUUUCUUGCCUCUAGCAUAGUUUAUUCAAAUGGAAGUUCAAUAUUCAGCCCUUCCAAAAACUGCAUAGCUCAUCCAGUCUACUGGAGGACUUAUUAGAGAAGGGAGCCUUAGAACUUCAGUUCAAUAAAUGUCUCUGCAACUCCAGUCUUGCCGGGCAGGGGCUAGGUGCACAGUUGGCAAUUCUCAAAAGAUCUCUAAGUAAAUUUUCUGACAUAGCGAUUGAUAACAGGACAGUCAGAAAAAGGCAAGAUUAAAAAGUAGCCCUUCCCUCUCAAUGGUCAUGGAAGAGAUCCGGAGAGUGCCUGGAAUGGCGGGUGCACUCUCUUUGGGGUUGGGACUGUGGUGGCGGUCACCCGAGGAUCUACACCCUGCGUCCCCGCCUCGCCCCUCCCCCGCGUCCGCCACCCCGCACGCCCGCAGAGGCUGGGCUCCGCCAGCUCAGCGCAGAGUUGCAGCGGUGGCCGGAUGCCAAGUGAUCUUUUAUCAAGCAGAAAUGCAUCGAACAACCAGAAUCAAGAUCACUGAGCUAAAUCCCCACCUAAUGUGUGUUCUGUGUGGAGGGUACUUCAUUGAUGCCACUACCAUAAUAGAAUGUCUACAUUCCUUCUGUAAAACAUGUAUUGUGCGUUACUUGGAGACCAGCAAGUAUUGUCCUAUUUGUGAUGUCCAAGUUCACAAAACUAGACCACUCCUGAACAUAAGGUCAGAUAAAACUCUUCAAGAUAUUGUAUACAAAUUAGUUCCAGGGCUUUUCAAAAAUGAAAUGAAGAGAAGAAGAGAUUUUUAUGCAGCUCAUCCUUCAGCUGAUGCUGCCAAUGGCUCCAACGAAGACAGAGGAGAAGUUGCAGAUGAGGAGAAGCGGAUUAUAACUGACGAUGAGAUAAUAAGCUUGUCCAUUGAGUUCUUUGAUCAGAGCAGAUUGGAUCGGAAAGUAAAUAAAGAGAAGCCUAAGGAAGAGGUGAAUGAUAAACGGUACUUACGAUGCCCAGCAGCAAUGACCGUGAUGCACUUGAGGAAGUUUCUCAGGAGUAAAAUGGAUAUACCUAACACUUUCCAGAUCGAUGUCAUGUAUGAAGAGGAGCCUUUGAAGGACUACUAUACACUAAUGGACAUUGCCUACAUUUAUACCUGGAGAAGAAAUGGCCCUCUACCUUUGAAAUACAGAGUUCGGCCAACUUGCAAAAGAAUGAAGAUGAGUUUACGCAGUUGGAUGAUCUCCAACUCUGUUCUACACCAGUUCUCCGUGAGCGGCCGAGCGGCCGAGCGCAGGCCGCGAGGACCCGGGAGGCCAUUUUGCGCGUGCGCCGCUCCUCUCGCACCGCCCGCCGGCUCCCGGGACGCCGCUCCCGCCAAAUUUGAACGCGAGCUCAUCAGGCCGGGCCGGGCUCCUGAGGCCGACGGACCGACCCUGCGGGCCAGCCGAACCGGAGCUCGGGGCGACAGCGGCCAAAGCCGCGGGGCUGCUGCCUCGGGACGCGCGCGGCCUUCGCUCUGCAGCCGUGCACGCCUCGGGACCGCGCGGCCGUCAGGGCGCGCCCGGAGUACCGCGUGGGCGCCUUACCCCGAGGCUGCACGACAGUUACCCUUUGUCCCCUCCUCUCUGCACGCCUUAGUUGCACAGCCACUGCCCGGUCACCAAGGAGGCGCCUUUGGAGCCUGGCGUCCGGGUGUUGUUGGACGGAUUUGA